AGGAAAUACACACGCCAGUUGAAAAGAGUUGCACGAAGGAGAAACACUGUUCUAUACUUCUACAAUCAUGGGAAGGGGACUAUGUUUAGCAGUUUUGAUCCUUGGUGUCAUGAGCCAAUCCAUUAAUGGAGGAGCACCAAACAACCGCGGGAAUGAGUUUAUCGUUGGUUUCAUGGAGAACCAGGGUACCUCUAUUGACGUGGAAAUCUUCGUCACCACCAUGCGAACCGUCACAGUCAACGUCAACGUGACGGCCCCUAGAUACUCCUCCUCCAUCAACGAACAGUUCAGCGUCAAGGCCGGUGAGGUCAAGCAGCUCUUUUUCCCGCCUGCAAUCAGACCAACCGGUACUCAGAAAGUGCCCAACGGCAUCCACGUGUUAGCCGACGAUGACGUAGUAAUAUAUGCCGUCAAUAAAGAAAAGUAUUCCAACGAUGCAUACUUGGGUGUUCCGGUGGAUGUUUUGGGGAAAGAAUACUACGCAGUCACAUAUUAUCCACCAUCCCAGCAAUGUGAGCUGUUGAUAGUUGGAGUCGAAGAUAGCACAACGGUCACGAUCAAAUUUCCCGCCAUAAUGCAACAAACAGUCACGUGGAACGGCCAGACGUACGCCGCUGGCAGCACCUUAACUGGGACCGUGGAUCGCUUUGAUACUUGGCAGCUGACCUCAAAAGGUGACUUAACGGGAGCUUACAUCACUUCCGACAAAAAUGUCGGCGUUAUUUCUGGCAACAAAAAGACAAAGAUUGGAUUAGGAGGCUCUUCCGAUCAUUUAUGCGAAAUGAUGAUCCCAGUCGGUCGGUGGGGAAAAAAUUUCAUCUCCGUACCCAUUCCAGACAGAACCGUCGGGGACAUUUUCAGAUUCAUCGCUAGUGAAGCUAGUACCACUGUCACUAUUACAGGAGGCCAUACCGAGACCUUCACCAUCGCUAACGCUGGAGACAUGGCCGAGAAAGAGAUUCCCUCUGGAUCCUACUGCUCCAUCAAGUCAGACAAAGCUGUAAUGGUCGUACAGUUAGUUCUCAGUCAGCAGUCCAGCGCAGAGCCCUCUGAUCCUGCCAUGAUGGUGCUUCCACCUAUCGAACAGUUUGCGGCUGACUACACCUUCACCACGCCUAAGUACUCACUCCCUCCUGCGACAUACACUAGUUAUUUCAUGUUUGUAAUCAAGGAUUCCGACAAAGAUGGCCUCAAGAUCGGCGGAACUCCUUUCUCCACCACCUAUAACACCGUCACGCACAAUGGCGUCGACUACGCAGCAGGCUACAUCCACGUCUCCGAGGGAACACACACCGUCCGUCAUGACUCACCAAUCAAAGUGUUCGGUGGAUACCUCUACGGAAGAGCGAAUUACGAAACUUACGCUUUUACGACCGGAACUCGACUUGCUCCCAUCAACGAACCUUGUACACCUACGGCAUCAGCAGUGGGAGAUGGUAUUGACAAUGACUGUGACGGUUUGAUAGACGAGGAAGCUUGCUGGGACAGCAACACAGAUGAUGAUGGAGAUUCCAGACAAGAUGAAGAUUGCGCCACUCCCCCGCCAGUUGACGGACAAUGGGCGGACUGGGCGCAGUGGACGGCGUGCUCCGUGACCUGUUUUUCUACCACUGGCGCCAGCAACAACGGAUCUCGUUCUCGCGAGAGGACUUGCACAAAUCCCGCCCCCGCAUACGAUGGAAAGCAGUGUGUUGGCGACCCCACCGAGGUCGAGGCUUGUUCUAUCACCAACGUGUUCUGUCCAGUUGACGGGGCUUGGACGUCUUGGGAAAAUUGGGGCAGUUGCACCGUUACUUGUGGAAGCGGAUCUCAGUCACGCGCACGCACGUGCACUGAUCCCUCCCCUCAAUAUGGCGGAGCAGACUGUGCUGGAGACACAAGCGAGUUCAAACAAGGGUGUAACCCAUCGGUGUGUCCCACCGCCAGCGUCAACAAUUACGUUCAGCACUGUAUAUCCGGGUAUUUUACCUGUCUGAAUUCCACAAACAAAUGCAUCGAAGAAUCCAAAAAGUGCGACUGCAACCCAGAUUGUUCGGACGGCAGCGAUGAACUGGCCAGCUACGCGGGGUGUGCCCAGGCCACUCUGGACUACUGUCUGGCCAGCUUGCCAGCAGGUGCUCAAGGUGUGGCAUUCAGCAGUGCUAUGGUUGCCUUCUCUGCUUUCCUGGCCCUAUUCUUGCGCCUCCUUAACUAACCAGGACAAACAACGACUGAUGAAAGAUGACUUACACUGUAAUCAGUAUAAAACAACAACCAUCAUAAUUCGUAGGCAUUCAUUUUAUGAUUAAACGUUUGUUAAAAAAAACCCCUCCAAAACAACAUAAAAAAAACCAGAGAUGAAAGUCCAAUUGUGACAAAUAAAUGUCUCCAGAUUCCAACGUGCCACGAACAUUGAUGUGCUUGCUCGUAUUCUAACUUUUUGUAUAUUCAAGUUUUAUGACAUCAUUUAUUUAUUUAUUUAUUUAUUUAUUUAGAGUAUUUGUCUGUCAAUAUAUUUAUUCCUUUACUGAGUAAUAAUUUAUUUGUUGAUAUGUUCGUUAAUCUUUUUUUAUUGAAACAAUUUUUAAUUUGUUAAUUUUAUUUAUUUAUUUGUUAUUUUUCUUAAUUGGUGAAUAAAUUAAUCAAUUUU
Messenger RNA from Magallana angulata, 2629 nucleotides. RefSeq names its product IgGFc-binding protein-like. The record is from RefSeq and is a predicted model, not a curated record. The transcript is spliced from 9 exons. NCBI's taxonomy places the organism in Eukaryota, Metazoa, Mollusca, Bivalvia, Ostreida, Ostreidae. Gene Ontology annotation, molecular function: protein binding. The coding region runs from base 68 to 2194 and encodes 708 amino acids.